This is a messenger RNA of Balearica regulorum gibbericeps (East African grey crowned-crane), 1074 nucleotides long. RefSeq names its product pejvakin (gene PJVK). Gene Ontology annotation, cellular component: cytoplasm. The record is from RefSeq and is a predicted model, not a curated record. Lineage: Eukaryota; Metazoa; Chordata; Aves; Gruiformes; Gruidae. Gene Ontology annotation, biological process: programmed cell death.
AUGUUUGCUGCUGCAACCAAAAACUUUGUUAAACAGGUUGGUGAUGGAGGAAGACUAGUUCCCGUGCCCAGUCUUAGUGAAGCUGAUAGAUACCAACCUCUGAGCCUUGUGAUUAAGAAAAGAAAAUGUUUACUUUCAAAAACAUCUAAAUUUGCUUCAACACCUUUCACAUUAAAAGACAUUCUUCAAGGCGAGAAAGAAAUUUCUGCAGGUGUCUCGUCUUACCAGUUGCUCAACUAUGAAGACAAAUCAGAUGUUUCACUUAACGGUAGAAGAGGAAAUCAGAUAAUGAAUGAUGUUGGUUUUGAUGUUGCUGGAUCAGAUUCUAUUGCCUUUAAAGCUUCGUUUGGCAUAGUGACCAAACAUGAGGUUGAAGUACCAACAUUACUUAAAGAACUUACUACAAGAAAAAUAAACUUUGAUCAUUGUCUAGUCCAUCAAUCAAGAAAAAGUAGGAUGGAAAUUUUGUGCGUGGUCAUGGAAAGUAUUAGAACUACAAGGCAGUGCUCCUUAACCGUCCAUACUGGAAUGCGUGGAGAGACAAUGAGGUUUCACAUUAUUGAAGAUCAGAAUUAUAAAGGGCGGGAUAAAGCCAUUGUAUUUCCUGCACAUACAACUAUUGCUUUUAGUGUAUUUGAACUUUAUAUUCAUUUGGACGGUAAUUUUGAGCUCUGUGUGACUCCAGUUUCAAAAGGAGGAUUUGAAAAAGAGAAAUCUGGAUCAUCUUCACUGACCAAAUUAAGGAGAUUAAAGAGAAAUCUGUUUCAUCGAAAUAAAAGAGUAGUGGAUACCAUUCCUAACUCUGAUGCUUACUUGGAGGACCUUUUUACAGAUUAUUAUGAAAAAGCUGCGAGCAUGACUGAUCUAUCUACAAGCUAUCUCAGAGAAGGGUCUCAUAUCCGAAUUAAUUUGCUUAAUAACGACAUCCCCAAAGGUCCCUGUGUCCUUUGUGGAAUGGGAAGUUCUAAAAGGGAGACAGUCUACGGAUGCCUCGAGUGUUCUUUUAAUGGACAAAAGUACGUACGACUGCACGCUGUGCCCUGCUUUGACCUCUGGCAUAAGCGAGUUAAGUAA